This is a messenger RNA of Drosophila serrata, 1701 nucleotides long. Its product is annotated as esterase-5B. The record is from RefSeq and is a predicted model, not a curated record. NCBI's taxonomy places the organism in Eukaryota, Metazoa, Arthropoda, Insecta, Diptera, Drosophilidae.
UGAAUUUCACGGAGUGAGCACUAUGAACGCCGUGAUAUUGCUUUGCUUUGCUCUGAGCUGCCUGUGGACCGGUUCCUCUGCCUCUGGAGAUGCGAACGAUCCGCUGCUGAUCGAGCUCCAGCAUGGCCAGCUCCGGGGACGCGAUAAUGGAAACUACUACAGCUACGAGGGGAUACCCUAUGCUGAGCCUCCGCUGGGACAUCUUCGGUUUGAGGCCCCGGAACCGUACAAACAAAAGUGGACGGAGAUCUUCGAUGCCACUCAACCGCCAGUGGUGUGUCUGCAGUGGGAUCAGUUCAUCCCGGGUGACAACAAGCUGGCCGGAACUGAGGACUGCCUGACCGUUAGCAUCUAUAAGCCAAAGAACAGCAGCAGGAAUAGCUUCCCCGUGGUGGCACACAUUCAUGGCGGCGCCUUCAUGUUCGGUGCAGCUGCUCAGAAUAACCAUGAGACUGUGAUGCGGGAGGGCCAAUUUAUAUUGGUGAAGAUAAGCUAUCGUCUGGGGCCACUUGGCUUUGCGAGCUCUGGUGAUACGGAUUUACCCGGAAACUAUGGCCUGAAAGAUCAGCGGCUGGCCCUGCAAUGGAUCCGACAAAACAUAGCAUGUUUUGGAGGAGAAACGGAGAAUAUAUUGCUGAUAGGACACUCAGCUGGAGGAGCCUCUGUCCAUCUGCAAUUGCUGCGUGAGGAUUUCAGCAAGAUGGCCAAGGCUGCGAUAUCCUUCAGCGGCAACGCUCUUGAUCCCUGGGUUGUCCAAAAAGGUGCCCGCGGACGAGCCUUCGAACUGGGUCGCAUAGUUGGCUGCGGAUUGGCGAAGGACUCUGCCACCCUCAAGAGUUGCCUGAAGUCCAAGCCAGCCGGCGAUAUAGUGACUGCUGUUCGAAACUUCCUUAUAUUCUCGUAUGUGCCCUUUGCACCCUUCGGUCCAGUGGUGGAACCUUCCGAUGCACCUGAAGCAUUCCCCCAAGACCCGGUGGAUGUGAUCAAGAGCGAAAAGUUUGGGCAAGUGCCAUGGGCGGUGACCUACGUUACGGAGGAUGGUGGCUACAAUGCCGCUUUACUUCUAAGGGAAGGUAAGAAGCCCGGACAGACAUUGCUCGAGGAACUAAAUGAUCGCUGGUUUGACUGGGCGCCAUAUCUGCUCUUCUAUCGGGACUCUAAGAACACCAUUAAUGAAAUGGACGAUUACUCUCGGAAACUAAGGCAGGAAUAUCUUGGGAACCGACGGUUCAACGUGGAUAGCUAUUUGGACCUGCAGCAGUUGUUUACAGACAUCCUUUUCAAGAACAGCACACAGGACUCAUUGCAGCUCCACCGGAAGUACGGUAAAAGUCCUGUCUACUCUUUUGUCUAUGACAAUCCGGCGGACAAAGGGAUCGGAGAGGCGCUAUCCAAAAGGAGGGAUGUCAAGUUAGGAACUGUCCACGGAGACGACUACUUUUUGAUAUUCGAAAAUAUGGUACGCAAUCCUCAGCUACGUCCAGAUGAGGAAAUUAUUUCUAAAAACUUCAUAAAGAUGCUGGCGGACUUUGCUGUAAGCGAAGAGGGUACCCUUACAUAUGGGGAAUGCACUUUCCAGGAUAAUGUCGAUAGCGAGACCUUUAAUUUGCUUUCAAUAACUCGCGACGGUUGUGAGAAUAGACAAUUUGUUGAGUUUCCCUAAGGUUAUUAAUUUAAAUAAAGCAGCACAAUCUUUGGAAA